This is a messenger RNA of Aspergillus thermomutatus, 684 nucleotides long. Its product is annotated as putative GAJ protein. The transcript has a single exon. Gene Ontology annotation, molecular function: double-stranded DNA binding. The coding region runs from base 1 to 684 and encodes 227 amino acids. The record is from RefSeq and is a predicted model, not a curated record. Gene Ontology annotation, biological process: reciprocal meiotic recombination. Lineage: Eukaryota; Fungi; Ascomycota; Eurotiomycetes; Eurotiales; Aspergillaceae.
AUGCUAAUGAUCAUUCCUCAGCCACCAAAACUCUCCAAAAGCGCCAAAGAAGACUUGAUAGUCGCGCAUCUCCGCUCCUCACGCACGUGCCACACGCUCAAAGACCUCGAAAAGAUGCUUCCCUCGGUGGCUUCUAUCAAUGGCAUGCAGGUCAAGGAAUAUAUUCAGAACCUGACUGACGAGGGUAAGAUCCGGGUGGAGAAGAUCGGAAGCGGGAACUGGUACUGGUGUUUUGGCGGGGAUGAGAAAAGAGAGAGGCAAAGACAAUUGCACCAGCUGGAGAAAGAGGUGAAGACUCUGCAGGCGAGCUAUGACGAAGCAGAGGCUAGUCUGGCGGCAAAAAGGGGCAAGUGGGAAGAAGAGGGAGAGAAUGAGGCAUCCAAUCUGGCAGAGAGGGAGGAGUUGACGCGUCGAAAGGGCGAGCUAGAAAAGGAAAGGAACCGGCUGCAAGCCCAGUGGACGGCCGCUACUACGACGGAAGAAGGGAAAGGAGUGCAGCAAAUGAGAGAGGAGAUUGAGGAGUUCCGAAAACAAGCGCUUAUGUGGACGGAUAAUAUUUACGUGCUUGAGGUGUAUUUGAGUAAGCUGGCAGGAGGGGAUCGGGAGAUUAUUGCGGCGGUGCAGAGAGAAUGCUAUGGAGAUGAGUAUGUGGAGGGUGAGGGCUUGAGAGAGCUGAUUAUUUAG